Molecule: messenger RNA, 1215 nt
Organism: Diceros bicornis minor
Lineage: Eukaryota; Metazoa; Chordata; Mammalia; Perissodactyla; Rhinocerotidae
Gene: ZAR1
Product: zygote arrest 1
Exons: 4
Coding region: 1-1215 (404 amino acids)
Biological process (GO): translation
Cellular component (GO): cytoplasm
Molecular function (GO): mRNA base-pairing post-transcriptional repressor activity
Source: RefSeq, a predicted model, not a curated record
AUGGCUGCCCUGGGGGACGAGGGGCUGGACGGCUACAUGUACCCGGCGUGCGCCCGCUACUCGUACCCGUUCCCCUACCCGCCCGCCGCGAAGGGCAAGGGCACGGCGGGCGGGGGCGGCUGGCGGCACCGGGGCGGGGGCUGCCCACCCGCCUCCUCCUCCUCGUCCUCCUCCUCUGUCGGGGCGGCCUCGUCCGCUCUCCCGGGCUACGGGCAGCUGACGGCCGCCGACUACUUCGACAGCUACCAGCGGGCGCAGCUCAUGGCCCUCCUGUCGCAGGUGAGCCCGGGCCUGGCCCCGCCGACGCGCAGGGCCAGCGGCCGCGACGUGGCCGUGCAGGUGAACCCGCGCCGCGACGCCUCGGUGCAGUGCUCGCUGGGGCGCCGCACGCUGCCGCGCAGGGCCCGCGACCCCGGCUCCCCCGCCGGCCCCGGCCCCGCAUCCCCGCAGCCGGCCCGCCGGGGCCCCGAGCAGGGCAGCCCUCCGAGCAGCGGCCCGCGGCCCGUGCGCUUCCCGCGCACCGUCGCCGUGUACUCGCCCGUGGCCUCCCGCCGCCUCACCACCCUCCUGGAAGGGGCCGGGACCGCGGUGGGAGAGCGAGGGCCGCCCCCUCCGAGGCCCCGAGGUCCCGAGGAGGAAGAGGUGUCGGCCAGGAAGGCGCCGCAACGGCCACAGUUGGAGGAGGAGGAGGACGAGGCCCAGGGCGCGGGGCUGCCGAGCUGGGAAGAGCCUGGCAACGGGCUGGGGCUGCCGCCGCGGGAGGCCCCGGGCGGGGAGGCGGCCCCAGGGCGCGCGCCGAGGAGCCUGGAGCAGCCCCCGCCGGGCGGAAGGGCCCAGGACGGCGCGGGCGAGAGGCUGUCACCACAGAGCCCCGAGCCGGCUAAGGAGCGCCUGCGCUUCCAGUUCCUAGAGCAGAAGUAUGGCUAUUACCACUGCAAGGACUGCAACGUCCGCUGGGAGAGUGCCUACGUGUGGUGUGUGCAGGGCACUAACAAGGUUUACUUCAAGCAGUUUUGCAGAACUUGUCAGAAGUCUUACAACCCUUACCGAGUGGAGGACAUCACUUGUCAAAGUUGUAAACAGACUAGAUGCUCCUGCCCAGUAAAGCUUCGCCACGUUGACCCUAAAAGGCCCCAUCGUCAAGAUUUGUGUGGGAGAUGCAAAGGCAAACGCCUGUCCUGUGACAGUACUUUCAGCUUCAAGUAUAUCAUUUAA